GCCGCCGGGACGGCCAUGGCGGCGGGGGUCGGGGCUGCACCGCAGUUCGGCCGCCCGGCGCCGCCGCCGCAGACGGGCUGGGAGCGGCUCAGCGAGCUCUGGCGGCGAGACGAGCGGCAGCGCUACCCGGAGGAGACGGUGAACAUCAUCAAGUCGGCCUUCGCCGGGGGACUGGUGGGCUGGGUGUACGGCGGGCUGCCCGCCUUCCACCAGGCCCGCCGCGCCUUCAUCGAGGGCAGCCAGGGAGACCUCUUCCAGAACCGCGCCGAUGCGGUGCAAUCCGCGCAUCGGGCUGGUCUCAGGAGCUUCCUCCGCUACGGCUGGCGCUGGAGCUGGAGAGUCGCCGCUUUUGUGACCAUAUUCAACACGGUGAGCACCGGUCUGUCUCUGUACCGCGAUAAAACCACCAUCACUAAUUUUGCUUCAGCAGGAGCCUUCACAGGAGCCCUUUUCAGAAUGCACUUGGGCCUGCAGGGACUGGCAGGUGGCUUCGUGUUCGGAACAGCCUUUGGGAUCCCUGCAGGGGGCCUCUUAAUGCUAAUGCAGAAGCUUGCUGGUGAGACCUUACAGGAGAAGAGAAAUCGUGAGCGCAGGGAGCUGUAUGAACAGAAGUUAGCAGAGUGGCAAUCCAGGCUCAGCGUGACGGAAGUCUUAGGCCAGAUGGAAAGCGAUGCCCAGGAAGGACUGGAAACGGAGAGCAAGAGAGUCCAGGAGCUACUGAGUCUUCCACAGAUUUCUGUCGUAAGCAGCUACAAAGUGUUUCGGUUCUACUCAUUAAAGGCUUCGAUCAAGGGGUGAUGGAAGUCUUCUGUGAACACAGGUAGAUCCUGUGCACUUGUGAAAAAGCAUUUUGCUGAAAACGUUGUUCAAGGAUGUGUGUCACUGCACAAGGGCUUGGAAGGGCCAAACCUGUUCCACCUGAGAAGGUGGAAAUGCAGACUCUGCAGACCAGGAACUGUCAUCUAGGUUUGGCAGGGGGUGAGAGCAGCCCCAGAGCCUCUUCUAGAACCCAUUUCACUGCUGAAAAUGUCUAAGCCACCAGUGAUGUAGAAAUAUUCAAGGUAAAGGAGCCUAUAUGAAUAGUUUGGAUGCUAAAGGUACCCUGAUUCCAAAAGCUAAUUAGCCUCUGGUGAAAGCUGCUCUUCAGACAGGGCCUGAAGAACUUGCUGCCAGAGCGUGAUAACAGGCAGCACCAGAGCGAGGGCUUCUCCUCCUCUCAACAUCCCCCUCCCACAGCUCCACUAGGCCUGCCUGGGACCAGUGCUGUUCUGCUGACAGGGAUUUCUUCAGGCUUUUUGCAGAAAAAAACGCUUGGUUCCUGUUGGUACUUGGGGUAUUUUGCAAUCGAUGUUGAGGAAGGGUGGAGGAGCCGGGAGUGACAUGGAAAUACCCUGAAAAGGACACAUUUUUAGGUUCCUCAAUGAGCGUGGCUGAGGGGGUCACGGAAAGGAUAACUUGUUUCUGGUGGUGAUGGUGGAAGAACUGGCGCUGUGGGCAGUUUUAACAACAAUAAUUUCAUGUGAAGGUUGGAAAUUGGGGGAUUACCUUUGGGGGAAAUGUGGUUCAAGACACUCAAUAAAGCCAUCUAGCAGUGGA
Calidris pugnax (ruff) is the source of this 1596-nucleotide messenger RNA. It is a transcript of the gene TIMMDC1, whose product is annotated as translocase of inner mitochondrial membrane domain containing 1. The record is from RefSeq and is a predicted model, not a curated record. NCBI's taxonomy places the organism in Eukaryota, Metazoa, Chordata, Aves, Charadriiformes, Scolopacidae. Gene Ontology annotation, cellular component: mitochondrion.